This is a messenger RNA of Hyposmocoma kahamanoa, 899 nucleotides long. RefSeq names its product alpha-tocopherol transfer protein-like. The transcript is spliced from 5 exons. Gene Ontology annotation, molecular function: phosphatidylinositol bisphosphate binding. Lineage: Eukaryota; Metazoa; Arthropoda; Insecta; Lepidoptera; Cosmopterigidae. Gene Ontology annotation, cellular component: membrane. The record is from RefSeq and is a predicted model, not a curated record. Bases 13 to 780 code for a protein of 255 amino acids.
GACCUGGAUUUGAUGAUAACCUUCCACUGCUGCGAGAAGAGUGCAGAGGUAUCGAAGCAAGUGCUGGACCUGCAUUUUACGCUACGGACUUUGUUCACGGCCUUCUUCAAAGAUCGAUGUUUUGACAAGAAAGCCGAGUUCUGUCUUGAAACUAUUCUUUUCGCGCCUUUUCCUACCUUCACUGUGAAUGGCUACCGAGCAAUCUACGCCAGGUUGCUCGACGCAGAUCCUCGCAACUUUAACUUCACGGAUACAGUCCGCAGUUUCAUGAUGAUUUUCGAUCUAUGGCAGUAUGAAGAGGGCACUUGGCCUGGGUUCGUAUUGAUGAUUGACAUGGACAAGACAGUGCUUGCCCACGUCUUGAAAUUAGACGUUAUGUCUAUUCGACAAGUGCUCUAUUUCUUACAGGAAUGCAUGCUCGUGAAACUGAAGGAGGUGCAUUUUCUAAACGCGCCGUAUUUCAUGGACAAGCUGAUGAUGCUGCUCAAGCCGUUCAUGAAGAAAGCACUUCUAGAUAUAAUUCACGUCCAUCAAACUGGGACCGAAGACAUUUACAAUUAUGUACCUAAGAAGGCUUUCCCUAAAGAAAAUGGUGGGGAAUAUAAGGACUAUAACAGUGUUAGAGAUGAUGUGGUGAAGAGACUAAGAGCCAACCCCGACUUCUUCCGUGACGAGAACAGACGAAGGGUCUGCGAGAACAAACGACCCAACGGCAAGAAUACCACAGUCGAAGAGCUAUUCGGCAUUCAGGGAAGCUUUAAGAAACUCGAUAUUGAUUAGAUAUAAGGUGAUCGGUUUAUGAUUUGACUAUAAAGUGAGAAUAUUAAAUAGGCUAAUGAUAAUUUUGGUGGUUUUAAUUCUUCCUCAUAGAGUCUCCCGUGAAAGGCCGUGGUUCUUGC